Choloepus didactylus (southern two-toed sloth) is the source of this 5241-nucleotide messenger RNA. It is a transcript of the gene CSTPP1, whose product is annotated as chromosome 6 C11orf49 homolog. The record is from RefSeq and is a predicted model, not a curated record. Lineage: Eukaryota; Metazoa; Chordata; Mammalia; Pilosa; Megalonychidae. The coding region runs from base 120 to 1100 and encodes 326 amino acids. The transcript is spliced from 9 exons.
CACCCCCGCCGCCUUCCACCUCGCCUCCUGCCGCGUACGUGCCAUGGCGACGGAGAGCGACGGUGACCUGGGUUCCGGCAGCCAGAGAGUUAGAGCUUUGAAGCUACCCUGGCCAAAGGAUGCUGAGUCCGGAGCGCCUAGCCCUACCGGACUACGAGUAUCUGGCUCAGCGACAUGUGCUCACGUACAUGGAGGACGCAGUGUGCCAGCUGCUAGAGAACAGGGAAGAAAUUAGCCAAUAUGGCAUUGCCAGGUUCUUCACUGAAUACUUUAAUAGUGUAUGUCAGGGAACUCACAUUCUCUUUCGAGAAUUCAGCUUCAUCCAAGCCACUCCGCACAAUAGGGCAUCAUUCUUACGGGCCUUCUGGAGAUGCUUCAGAACUGUGGGGAAAAAUGGUGAUUUGCUGACUAUGAGAGAAUAUCACUGUUUGCUGCAAUUGCUGUGCCCAGAUUUCCCACUGGAGCUCACUCAGAAAGCAGCCAGGAUUGUGCUCAUGGAUGAUGCCAUGGACUGCUUGAUGUCUUUUUCAGAUUUCCUUUUUGCCUUCCAGAUCCAGUUUUACUAUUCAGAAUUCCUGGAGAGUGUGGCUGCCAUCUAUCAGGACCUGCUAACAGGCAAGAACCCCAAUACGGUGAUUGUGCCAACAUCGUCCAGCGGUCAACACCGUCAGCGGCCUGCCUUGGGCGAGGCUAGCAUGCUGGAGGGAGUAGAGGCGUCGCUGUUCUGCCAGUGCCUGGAGAACCUGUGUGAUCGGUACAAGUACAGCUGCCCACCCCCAGCUCUGGUCAAAGAGGUCCUAAGCAACGUUCAGAGACUGACCUUCUAUGGAUUCCUUGUGGCUCUCUCAAAGCAUAACGGAAUCAACCAAGCCCUAGGAGCUUUGCCUGACAAGGGGGACCUGAUGCAUGAUCCAGCCAUGGAUGAAGAGCUGGAAAGGCUGGUGGUGAGGUCAAGGCUGCACUGGACCUGGCAGCAGCACAGGGCCGAGGAGCCAGGGGCCUUUGGCUUUCAGAGAAGAGAGAAGCUGGAGGCCCUGGAGAGAGUGCCCUCAGCUUCUGCACCAACGUCCUACCAGUAUCAGUGGGAGCCCAGAGAGUGAGGCAAGGGGCCUGCACUGGCAGGGAGGCAGGAUCCAGAGAGGACACUUCAGCUCAGAUCAACAGGGGCCCUGGGCCCCAGAGGGGCUUUAUUUUGACACCAUUUUGUUUCAAUACAAACAGUCCAGAAAGAAAAGUCACAUCCUUUUGGGGGAGGGGGUAGAGUGGUCUGUGUUGCUUGGGACCCUAACCCACAACCCAAAGGGAGGGCUGGGCCCAGACUGCCAGCAAGGCAGGGGAAGAUGGCACCAAGGACGACACAGUGCAAGGCCCAGCUGCCAGAGGGGAAGGCCUGAAGCUCUGCAGCCCCUCAAGUGCUCACUGGUGGGGUGCUGUACAGACCUAAGCCCAGGAUGAUGCAGAAGAAAGGUGAGUCCCAGGGGCCUGCUUCUGUCCCUCAUGUCCUCUGCUUCCUUAGCCGGUAGUAGGCACACAGCCUCCCAAGUCAGGGUGCAGGGCAGAUGAGACCCACCAAGGCCACCGACCAGGCAAAGAAGGGGCAGAGAAAAGUCUCAGGAGGGGCAGAGGGUCCUGUGGUCCAGAGAUACCCAAGAGAAGUAAUCCUCCCCCUGACAGUCCAAGUGAGCACUCUUAAAAGGGGUGGUAAGGCAGGAAAGGAGCAGAAGAGCACUCGAGCCUCUAGUCUGAUCCCAAAUGAAACCUUCAGGUUCCAGGUGAAGUUUCUAGCCCUUAGUAAGGCCCAGACGAAGGUCCAUCUCCUCCCAUGCCCUCUCCUAGCAUCCAGAAGCCCCUGGUGGCAGGAGCAGUAAGUCCAGAGCCUCUCUUCCCUGGGGUUGGUCAAUAGCAGAACUCUUUCCAGGCCUCUCCCCCACUGGUUCCAGAGGACUAAGGCCCAAGCCCCAGACUACCCAGAAGGAUCCUAGAGCCAGCAAAAAAAGCCUCACUCUUUUCAUUCUCCCUACUUGAGGAAGGGCUGGACCCAGAAAAAGCCACCCUAAGGGAAAUCCCUCCCCUUACUCCCAGUGUGUCAGGGCAAGUGAGCAGCAGCUUUGGGGUGUAGGACUGGAAGGACAGUAAUCUGGCACACAAGAAAAGGGAUAUGAGGGGAACAGAAUAAAGGGCUCAAUCCACAGGCAGAGGACAAGGGCUGGUACUGACCAUUCCCCUCACCCAAGGUCCUCAAAAGCCACCCGGCUCACACACCACACAUAUAAAGUAACAAAUCCUCCAUAGCUUCCCCAAGGCAAGCAUCCCUGGCCUGGGAAUCAGGUUUCUUGCUGUUACCAACAAAGGCCUGAGCCCUGGAGCCCGAUCAGUAGGAACCAUAGCGAUCCUGGAGGUGGGGGAAAGAAAAACAAGGUCAGUCUCUAACCUGCAGUGCCUUCCCACCUCUCCCCCAAUACACACCACAGCAGAAGUGGGACUACAGGGGGCUCUGAGCACCCACAAGGUGGGAGUUCACAGUGACAUCAGGUGGGCCUCCAACCACCAGUGUCACCACAGCAGAGACUUUUUAUAUUUUAUUGACUUGGGAAGGGGGUUGUGGUCAGAACCCAAGGAGGAAGCCUGCCUGAUCUCACAGAGCUGGGAAGGGAUAAAGAAAGAGUGGUACUCCAUUAAGUGUGGGCUGUACCUAGUGACUUCCUUCCAAAAAAAAAGAAAGAAUGGCACAGGUGACAGGACUGGGGAAAAGAUCAAUGUGGACACAGCAUCAUUUUAUCAUUUUAGGGAGAGGCCUCAGCCCGGCGAAGAACUCAAAGGAAGGAUGCUGCCCCUCCAAGAAAACAAAGUGCUGUCUCUGAGGUCAAGGGUGUCUACCCAGCAACAGUCAACAGUGUAUGAGCAUGGUAGAGAAGGCAAACCUCUAAGCAAUACAUGUUAGACCCCUUCCUACCCCAGGUCAAGCAGCCUCACCUGCAAAGAAUUCAUCACACCAUUAGCUAGCACAGCCAUCUUCCCAGCCACAGACUUGACACCCUGUUUAAACUGUGCAAUGUCAGCUGUAGGGAGCACAUUCCCCAGAGAUACACUGCCUGUAAGCACAAGGGAAGGGGUGACCCGGAGCCCUGCAAGAAGUCCUUCCCAUCCAACAGGGCCCUCCAGCAUAGCUCACAGGCCUCCUUUGUUAUCUACCACCCCUUUGGGGCCCCACCUGCUCCAUGAGUGCCAUCCACUUCCCCAAAGAGGUCUGAAGAGCUGAUGGCGCUGCUGCCUGAGAGCUGCUGUAACCGAGACCGGGCUUCAUGCUGUGGGGAAGAAAAGGCAAGGCCCUGGGGAUGUUUUGGCCAAUGACCCAGGACCCAUGAAGGCCAAAGUGGUGGCAGGGAGGAAGCUCUGCAUCUAGGACCUGCUUCCCCCAGCCUCAGGGUAGCCAACUCCACUUACCUCGGCAUCCACCUCCCGCCCAAAGAACAUGUCAGACGAGAUGGCUUUGGCUCCUGCAAAUUUCUGACACGCCUCAUUGGACUCGGGGCCUGAGCUCCGGAUCUCCACUUCCCUCCGGUUUGUGGCUCUGAGGGAUGGAUGUGCAACAACAUCUCUAACCCUUCCCAUGACACCAAGGGAGGCAGAGUUCAGAGGUCAAAGAAAGUACCAAAGACUUUUAUUAAUCUUCCACCAAAAAACACUGUGAAGAUGGCUUACUGUCCCCAGUCUACCUGGGGCCCUCUCCCAUGCAUGAGGAGCCUCCAAAGGGAUGCUCUGAGAGCCCUCCCCUCACAAUGAAGACAAGGCACAGAGAGCUUAUGGGCUCUGCCCCAAACCACUAGAGCUUAUGUCAAGGUUCAGGAGGUCACUACUGCUACACCAACUACUAAACUGCUUGCCUAAGACUAGGGGGAUGAUAUGUCUUGGUCUGCCAAGGAUAGUCCUCGUUUAUGCCUACUCUCCUAUCAUAAUUAUUAAUAGUAUCCCACUUUUACUGUCAAAAGCACCCUAGUGUGGAUGAAAAACUGUAUGGUCACUCCUACCUAACGCUGAAUUAGCACAGAUACUGGCCAAGGUGUUGUACCAGUUUCAUUAUAUUUAAUUCAAUUACAUUUAAUAUAAUUUAAUCCUUCCAGUGACCCUGUGAAGUAGUUACUUAUAUCCCCAUUUUACACAUGGAUGAUUUACAAAUCACUUAUCAAUUAGUAGAUUAAAACAGGAUAAUGGUUUUUUUGAUAAACUGAAAAAUAAGACAGGGGCCAGAGACACUUAACUGUGGGCAGUCAGGACUGAAGCAUUAAAUCAGGCCCCUCCUGCCAGAGUAACGGGUCCCAAGCAAACGAGGCUCCCAGGCCCUCUGUGAUAAUACAACACACUUCCAACCAAAGCCUGAUUCCUGUGUGUCUAAUAUGGUAGCCACCAGCCCACAUGUGGCUAUUGAAAUCUAAAUUUACUAAAAUCAAACCAAAUUAAAAUUUUAGUUCCUUUGCUGCACUUACCACAUUUCAAGGGCUCACAGCCACAUGGCUAGUAGCUACCACAUUGGACAGCAGAUUCUGAAAUUGUCCUUAAUCAGAGAAAGUUCAACUGCACAGUGCUGCCUUAGACCAUGCUACCUUUCUGAAAUAGGCCGGAUGCUUGAGAUGGUCACUUCUGGUUCCUUCUCCUCUACCCUGUCCAUACCCCAGGUGGCAUCUGUGUCCCAGCGUGAACCAAAACUUUCCCCCAAGGAGAAGGGGUUGUCCUUGUACCUGGGGAGAAAGCAGAGUGGCUCAGAGAAGCCUGAUGAGGAGCAUGGUAGCCAAGUCUGCUCCCCAACAAUAGCCUUACUUUGGGGGUCCAGAGGCGAAAGUACCAACAUCGUCAAACAAGUCCAGCUGUGAGCGGGAGGAUUUUGCACUCACUGGGGUUUCCUGCUCGAUCACCAACAUCUCAGACAGCACCGAGUGGGAGACAGAACUGUGGAAAGCAGCAGAGCCAAGGCACGAGACCAGAGGUAAACACUAGUGUCACCACACAAGAGAAGACUGACAUAAGCCUGGGUUCUCCUUUGCUGGUCACCAUCCAGAGCCUUCUCUCCCUACCUGUGCUUGGGACUGGGCAAUGCCACAGUCAGGGCCCAGCAUGUAAUGUAACAUCAAUGAGUGAAGCAGCUGGCUGUGACCCAACAGCAAGUGCUAGGGAUGUGUGAACAAAGCAGCAUGCCCCCAAAUCGUCUACACAUUAGCUAAAGUUCCCUGGCAGAUACUGUUUAUC